Messenger RNA from Lolium perenne, 1359 nucleotides. RefSeq lists its product as uncharacterized. The record is from RefSeq and is a predicted model, not a curated record. Lineage: Eukaryota; Viridiplantae; Streptophyta; Magnoliopsida; Poales; Poaceae.
AUACAUCAAAAACCCAGCCCCUCCACAUUCAAACACUCUCAUACCACAUCGGUCCAAACCCCUCCACAAAACACUCCGCAAGCCACAGCAAAACAGAGCACGAUCUCAAUCAACAGAGCUCAGACUCAGAGCAGCAAUGGGGAGCGCCACCAGGAUCAUGAGGACGGCGCUCCACGCAUUCUUCACGCACUACCACCCGGCGGCCUCCGCGGCGGCGCUCCUCGCGCUGCCCUUCUCCGCGGCCGCGCUCCUCUCCCGCUCCCCGGCGGCGUCGGCAUUGCUCGCGCGCCCGGCGCUCUCCCGCCGCCUGCGCCGCGUCCUCGUCGCCGCGGGGUUCCCGCCGGCGUCGCAGCUGCUCUUCCUCCUCAACCACAGGCUCUCGCAGUCCGCGCUCUCCUUCCUCGCCACCCUGCCCUUCUCCCUCUCCUUCCUGCUCCUCGCCAAGGCCUGCGCCGUGCGCGCCAUGCAGUCCCCGUCCCCGUCGCCGCGGACCCAGCACCACAAGCCGCCGCUGCCGCUGCCCCCGCCGUCGUUCCCGCGCUACCCGGCCAUGGCGCGGACGCAGCUCGCCAACUUCGCGGCGCUCCUGCUCGCCAACGCGGCCGUCUUCGCCGCGCUCCUCGCGGCCUUCAACGCCGCGGAGGCGCUGCGCCUCGGCUCCGACGGCAGGGCCGUGCUCGCGCUCUCCGCCGCCGGCGUCAUCGUCUACUCCGUCGCGCUCGCCAACGCCGCCGCCGUCUGCAACCUCGCCACCGUCGUCGCGGCCGCCGAGGGCGGCCGGGGCGGCUGCCACGCGCUGCUCAAGGCGGUGCUGCUCGUCCGGGGCGAUGCGGCUACCGCCGUCGCCGUGGCGCUGCCGGCGAGCCUGGCCACCACCGCCGUCGAGGGGCUGUUCCAGCACAGGGUCAUGAAGCUCUACAUUGUCGACGGCAGGGUAACCUCGGCGAUGGUCUGCGAAGGGUUCUUGAUCGCCUACAUUCACUCCAUGAUCUGUGUUCUUGACACUGUCAUCACCUUCAUGGUCUACCAGACCUGCAAGGCCAGCCACUCUCGUGAUCUCUUGGAAUUGGAAGGGAAAGAGGAUUUCUUUGCCUAAAACUGUUCUGAAUCUCAAUUACUCCACUACAGAGGCUAGAGCAUAAACCUCUCAUGCUCAUGAUGAUGCUCAUUCAUGUUUUUUCUCUUCUUUUUUUUUAGUUUUCUUUUACCCAUUUGCCAAUGCUGGUUCUGGGGGCAGCUACGAUAUUAGUAUAAUUAGGAAGUGCAUCAGGUCCAUCACAUUGCUCAAUCUGUAAAUAACUGGAGACUUGGGCUUACUAUAAAGUCACAUAAAUAGAUAAUUCAGUGUAGUUUUGCAUA